Messenger RNA from Scheffersomyces coipomensis, 1512 nucleotides. RefSeq lists its product as uncharacterized. The transcript has a single exon. The record is from RefSeq and is a predicted model, not a curated record. The coding region runs from base 1 to 1512 and encodes 503 amino acids. Gene Ontology annotation, molecular function: zinc ion binding. Lineage: Eukaryota; Fungi; Ascomycota; Pichiomycetes; Serinales; Debaryomycetaceae. Gene Ontology annotation, cellular component: nucleus.
AUGAAUAUGGAUGAUAUUCUGUCCACUACUCCUAAGAUAUUGAAGGAUUGUUUGGAUGCGUUUGAAAGUCCAAGAUUCAACAACCAUAUCCCUCCUUCUCCAUCAAGUUCAUACGGUUCUUCCUCCGCUAAGUUAGAUCGUUCAUCAUUCAAUAAUCAUCCUGAUAUUCAAUAUUUUCAACAGGUUAAAGCUAAGAAUCAUUAUAGUUAUCAUAAAUCUAAAAUCAAUAAACAGAAUCAAUCGAUAGAUAAUAUUCAUUCGAAAAUGACGGUAUUUGACCCUUAUAAUCCGGAAUUCCUUAUAACGAGAUUAAAGACUUUUAAUGUUAUGAAUUGGAGAGUUCCUGAAUUAACUCAUAGACCAUUUGAAGAAAGAAUCAAUGAGUUAAACUGUGCUAGAAAUGGUUGGAAAUGUGUAUCGUUUUCAUUAACUAAUAAUGUCAAGAAUCAGUUAAUGUGUACUUCAUGUAGUCAACAAGUAAUCUUAAAGUUCAGUGAUAAUAUACCGAUAUCAUCAACAACAGGAUCUGUAUUUUCAUCAUCAGACUAUCAAUAUGAUAUCAUCAAUGAUGAUUUAUUAUUCAGUGCUCAACAAGAUGAGUUGAAUGAAGCUUUACAUGAUAAAUACUGGAUUCAAAUCAAAACAGAAGCUCAUUCUAAAAAUUGUUCAUGGAGAAACUUUGAAACUCCUUUAGAAGGAGUUUAUUAUCCUAGACCAUAUAUAAAUCAUAGUGACGAAUUACUCAUACGAGAUUAUCUUAAAAUCCUUCAUAAUCUAAUCAAUAACUCAAUAACGUUGAAUGAAUAUGCUGAUAAUAUAAGCAUUGCAUCUAAUGAAGAUGAUGAUGUUCAUUUUAAACAAUUUAUAAAAGUAUCGAAUGAAUGGUUAGUAUCACGAUACUUUCAAGAUAAUAAAGAAAACUUAUCCAUACUAUUGGAUUAUACUCCAAGUUGGUAUUACAAAUUAGCCAUGUUAGGAUGGUCAUUAAAUGUUCAAUCAUUUUCUCAUGAUUUGAUUUUAUUAUUAAUCUGUAAUAAAUGUAAUCAAAGAGUAUUUUUAAAUUCCACUAGUCAUAAUCCAAUAUCAAACGUUUCACAAAGUCCAGACUUACAAUUAUCAAAUUCAAAAAUACUUACACCAUGUAAUUAUCCCAUCACUUCAAAUAUAACUCAUGAUGAAACUCAAUUCGAUGAAGUUGAAGAAUCGAUAGAUCCAGAAAAAUUCAACCCAUUCACAGAACAUAAACCUUGGUGUUGUAAUAUCCAUAAUGUAACCACUUCAGAUCCAACCAUGCAUACGAAAACUUUUCAAUAUUUGAUGGAGAUGAUGAUCAACUCAUCCAAUAAUAUUGGUCCUAAUGGUGAUUAUGUGAUAUUUGAUGGUAAUAAAAUGCAUUUAGAUGAUGAUAGUUUAGAUACGACAACUCCAACUAAAAGGAAAACAAAUUUUGAUAUUAAUGAAGGUUUAGAAAGAUUAAAUAAAUUAAGAAAAUUAUAUUUAAUCGAGGAAUAA